Molecule: messenger RNA, 1597 nt
Organism: Condylura cristata (star-nosed mole)
Lineage: Eukaryota; Metazoa; Chordata; Mammalia; Eulipotyphla; Talpidae
Gene: SETD4
Product: SET domain containing 4
Exons: 11
Coding region: 258-1592 (444 amino acids)
Biological process (GO): peptidyl-lysine trimethylation; peptidyl-lysine dimethylation; peptidyl-lysine monomethylation
Molecular function (GO): protein binding; histone H3K4 methyltransferase activity; histone H3K36 methyltransferase activity
Source: RefSeq, a predicted model, not a curated record
UGGACGGCUCUUUCCGGACACUGGAUGCGUGGUGGGUGGACAGGAGGCGGCCCUGGAGGCGACUGGACUCUCCCUCUGCUGCCUCACGCAUUUCUUGAACUCAGCCCUGGGCCCAACUGGCGGGCACUGUACUGGGCUUCCCGUCUGCGCCUGCGCUCGGCCCGCCCGUCGCCGCCAUCUUGGAGGUAUGAAGAACAGUGAUCAGCAUGCAGCUAUAAACUGAGGCAAUAUUUCAUAUUGGACACCUACCUGGACACAUGAGUUUUAGCAUGAAGAAGGGAAGAGGAAGGACAAGCCGGAUCAGAAGACGGAAACGCUGCCUGAAUCCCGGCUCUGGAGGAGUGACCGAGAGCCACAAGCCGGAAUUUGUAGCGCUGAAGAAGUGGUUGAGAGAUAGGAAGUUUGAAGACACAAACUUAAUUCCGGCUCAUUUUCCAGGUACAGGCCGAGGGCUGAUGACCAAAACCUCGCUGCAGGAGGGGCAGAUGGUGAUUUCGUUGCCUGAGAGCUGCCUGCUUACCACGGACACGGUGAUGAGAAGCUCCAUAGGGGCCCACCUCGCCAAGUGGCAGCCGCCUCCAUCUCCUCUCCUGGCUCUGUGCACCUUUUUAGUUGCAGAAAGGCACGCUGGGGCCCGCUCCCUCUGGAAGCCUUACCUGGACGUUUUGCCAAAGGCCUACACCUGCCCGGUGUGCUGGGAGCCGGAAGCGGUGGCCCUUCUUCCCGCGCCUCUGAGAGCCCAGGCGGAAGAGCAGCGAGCCCGCGUGUGGCGGCUCUUUACUUCCUCCAGACGCCUGUUCUCUUCGCUGCAGCCCCUGUUUGCAGAGGCGGUGGAAAGCAUCUUCAGCUACCGCGCCCUGCGGUGGGCCUGGUGCACGGUCAACACGCGAGCCGUGUACAUGACGCACAGGCAGAGGCCCGGCUGUUCGGCAGAGCCAGACACCUGCGCGCUCGCCCCGUACCUGGAUCUGCUGAACCACAGCCCGCACGCGCAGGUCAAAGCGGCGUUUAACGAGGAAACGCGCCGCUAUGAAGUCAGGACGGGCGCCCGCUGGGGGCGGCAUGCGCAGGUCUUCAUCUGCUACGGCCCCCACGACAGCCAGCGGCUGCUCCUGGAGUACGGCUUUGUCUGCAGCCCCAACCCUCACGCCUGCGUCUAUGUCACGGAAGAUGUCCUUCGUAGGUAUCUUCCGUCAAAAGAGAAACAGAUGAGCAAAAAGCUUUCCAUUGUAAAGGAUCAUGACCUUGUAGAAAACCUGACCUUCGGCCGGGAGGGCCCGUCCUGGAGGCUGCUCACCGCUCUGAAGCUGCUGUGUCUGGAGCCCGGAGAAAUUACGAGCUGGAAAAAAGUGCUUCGUGGGGAGAUGAUCUCAGAGACAAACGAGAAGGCGAGCUUGGACGUAGCCCGGGAAAUAUGCCGCUGUCUUGCGGAGGAGGCUGACGCUGCCCUUGAGCAGAUUUCUUACAUGAAAACUGAAGAAGGAGCUUUGGCCAGCCAACUAACUUUGGUGGAAGCGUUGUGGACCGAAGCCCUGCAGAUCCUGCAGGCGUCUGCCGAGGCCCUGAACCGGCUGCCAAGAGCUUCCGCGUGACCUCG